Sclerotinia trifoliorum is the source of this 618-nucleotide messenger RNA. NCBI's taxonomy places the organism in Eukaryota, Fungi, Ascomycota, Leotiomycetes, Helotiales, Sclerotiniaceae. The record is from the annotation of a GenBank genome assembly.
AUGCCUCAUGCAACUACGGAAGGACCACCUAUUCCCUAUUCAUCUAGACCAAAUACUACAAUGCUAUAUUCCCUCAUGUCGCUCCCAUCUCUCAAAGAAUUCAUGGUACACAGAUUAGUUGACGAAGCAACGCAUAUUAGCACCAUGGAGAUAGCCCUGAGAGAUUAUGCGCGUCAUCGCAACAAGAUGGAAGAAGUAUGUGCAGGAGCAAGUGAAAGCACAAUAACAUUCAUGGCCGACAAAUUAUUCUGGCGUUCUCACUGUACGUAUCAUGAUCGAAAUAUUCCCUCUCUAGGUACUUUUGAGAAAAGCACUAAUGAAAACCUAGGGCCUGAGGAAGAAUAUCCUAGAGAGAAUUGUCUCUUGGAUUCGCAUGAUAAGGAAGUUAUUUAUAGGGCAUUUGCAAAUGUUCGUGUUCGUGCUAGGGAACAGGAGAUAUUUCGUGAGCAACAAUAUAGAUAUCGGGAGUUUUAUGCUCAGGAAGCUCAGGCUUGGAGUAAGAGUGUUGGGGAUAAGCUUGCACGAAUGGCACAAAAGGAAAAACAGACUGAGGACCAUGAGGCAAAGGAUGACGAAGGAAAAUUAGGUUUGCAGGCGUUGGCGCAACUUGAGAUUUGA